GGGUUAGGCCGCCCCACGGAACAGGCAAUUAUGACCCACUGGUGGGUCAGGCUGGCGUCAACAUGUUAAAUUAAUAAACCUGAAGUGAUAUUUUAAUACUUGAAGCUGUGUACAGAAGUUUGUAACAAAAUAUACAUUAUGACAUAAUCCAAUUGGUACAGCGAUAUGAAGGUGCUUCAACAAUUUAUGGACAGCACACACUGCGAGCAUAUAUCCAAGAGUAUGAGAAACUAGCUGAAUCUUUGUGCACUGGUGAAAGCCUACCUGAUGGACCAGCUCCAAAGAGUAUGUUAGGUGAAGAGAUAUCACUUCAGCCUGGUGUUAUAUUUGACACAGCUUACUUUGGAAAAAAUUUUGGUGAUGUUCUGAAGGAUGCUAAGGAGAGAUAUUGCCCAGGUGACACAGUGUUUGUUACAUUUGUCAGUGGACAUCCAAGAAAUGAUCCUAUGCUGGAAAGAACAUUUUUAACAAUUGAAAAAAUGAAUCCUUUAACUGGAAACUGGACAGUAAUAGCUACUGAUGCUGACUGGGAAACUAAGUUUCACUGGGUCAGAACGAAUAUAUUGCUUGGACACAGUGAAGCAAUAAUGAGUUGGGACAUUCCUGAAGAUACAGAACCAGGAAAAUAUAGAAUACGACAUUUUGGACAUAGUAAAAGUAUUUUUCAAAAGAUAACUCCAUAUAAAGGAACUUCUAGUCCAUUUAUAAUAAAAAAGAAAUGAAGUUUUGCAAGAAAAGUGUCCAAAAUAAACAAGAAAAGGAUCAUACUUCUUGGAAACCAUUUCUGCAAAUUAAUUUUAAAGCAUCCUUAUCUUCAAAUUGAUUAGUGAUGACCAGACUUUUCAAUAUCAUAAAAUAUUUUACAGUAUGUCUUAUCAUGGAAAAAAAUAGUCAGGAUGUGACCAAAAAUUAAAUUUAAAACUGCUUAGCAUUUAUGAAGAGCCAAGUAAAUUUCAGAAGUUAUUGCUUUAAGAGUACUACCAUUAAUGAUGGUAGAGAAAAAUGUUUGUUAAAUGUAAAUCUUUGAGCAUAGAGUGAAAAAACAUACAGAUCAAUGUAGCAUAUGUAAUACAUGAUUCUGCUAAAUUCAGGAAAUCGCUGGGGUUACCACUGAUACCAAUACCAGUGCAUAAAAGUAUGAAAUUAAUGUGAUUUUAGAACUUCCCAUUUGACAAUGAAUUUAUUGCAAGUUCAUCAUAUUUAGAUAUUGAUUCAUUUGUUGUAAUUCUACUUUGUGCUGUGUUACUCAGAAGCAACCUAAUUUUUUCAAAUGCUACAAAAUUUAAAAUAUUCCAUUUUUCAUCAAAUAUGAUGUUUGAUAAGCUGAUCUAUCUUGAUUUUAUUCAUCCAUUUGCAGAUAUGGUCUUUGUGUGAUGUCAAGAACUUUCAGUGUAGCUAAGUACACUUCUGUAGGUUGAUUUUUCUGAUGUACAAGCUUUUGAUAGGUACCAGUAAUUUCUUACCAGUUCUAACAAGUCUGAAUUGUGAUUUUGUCCCAUUUAAAAGUCAGCAGCAGAACUAUUGACUUAUUAAAUAUACUGCCAUAUUAAUAACAUUUGAGCAUCAGUUAACAAAAAGAUGGGACAUCCUAUCUUGGAUUAGUGUGAUAAUAUAUCUUUUGGAAGCAAAUUUGAUGACUGCACUAAAUUUAAGAGAAUACACUAAAUUUGAGCACCUUAGAAAUGGUAAAAUUUGCAUAUGCUUUUCAAGGCAAUUGGUGAUGAGGCAAUUAGUGUAUCUAAUAAUGAUAUAGUCUCUUGUGUUUGCAAUAGUGUUGCAAUGCACCAAGGAAAAUGUAAAUUAAUGUAACUAGUGAUCAUAAUUUCUAAUGCCUGAUAUAGUGCAAAUUAUCAACUCAGCCUGAGUUUUAUUUAAGAGUUUGAAAAUUUUUCUAAUGAUAAUAUCAUUCCUUCAUGUGUACUGACUGAACUUUAAUCUACUACAAUCGUGUGCAGAACUGAUCUCAGUAACAGCAUAAUAAUGAGCUGUUUUGUGAUACAUUCUAAGGAGCACUUAUGUGUCUCAUUUUUUGUGUUCUUAAUUUCAUGUGAUGCCUUAUGUGUGCAGCAUUUUGUAAAAUAUAUAUAGACUACUUUUUUUAUUAUAUUGUAUGUUUAUACAGUUGGGACAAUAAUUAAUUUUUAUUGUAAUUUUCCAUUAAGCAAUUUAGAAUUCUGUCAUAAUCCUUCAUUUUUUGUGAUUACAUUUUACAUAAACAAAAUCUGCUCUGCAGAAAUCAACAUGCUGAUGCAAAUCCUA
Molecule: messenger RNA, 2259 nt
Organism: Stegodyphus dumicola
Lineage: Eukaryota; Metazoa; Arthropoda; Arachnida; Araneae; Eresidae
Biological process (GO): ceramide catabolic process; long-chain fatty acid biosynthetic process; sphingosine biosynthetic process
Cellular component (GO): extracellular region
Molecular function (GO): N-acylsphingosine amidohydrolase activity
Source: RefSeq, a predicted model, not a curated record